Clarias gariepinus (North African catfish) is the source of this 4583-nucleotide messenger RNA. It is a transcript of the gene nectin3b, whose product is annotated as nectin cell adhesion molecule 3b. Bases 114 to 1874 code for a protein of 586 amino acids. Gene Ontology annotation, biological process: homophilic cell-cell adhesion; heterophilic cell-cell adhesion. Lineage: Eukaryota; Metazoa; Chordata; Actinopteri; Siluriformes; Clariidae. The transcript is spliced from 6 exons. Gene Ontology annotation, cellular component: adherens junction; apical junction complex. The record is from RefSeq and is a predicted model, not a curated record.
CUGCCUCUCUCCCUGUGGAGUUGUUGCUGAGGAGCUUUCAGACUUUAGGGCAGAGAAAAAGAGAGAGCUCGAGAGAGAGAGAUAGAGAGAAAGAGAGUGAAGCGGGCGGUGACAUGGCGCUUGGAAUGACUGCCCGUUAUCUCAGGAAUAACGUUAACCCGAAUCAACCGGGCACGAAUUUUACCCUUCUGAUUCUUCUCGGCGUCGCAUGCGGUGUGUGUGGCAGCCAGGUGGUAGUGCCCCCCAAGGUCAGCGGCGUCCUGGGGAAGAACGUGACUCUGAGCUGCAGGAUUCAGGUGGACUCGAACCUGAGUCUGACGCAGAGCUCGUGGGAGAGGCGCUUGCCGACCGGCUGGGCCACUGUGGCCGUCUACAACCCCACGUUUGGGAUCUCCAUUCAGCCCGAGUACAAACAUCGCCUGUCCUUCCGCAUGCCUUCCCCCUUCGAUGCCUCCAUCGUGCUGGAGAAUGUGGGUUUCUCAGAUGUCGGUGACUACACCUGUAAAGUGGCAACCUUUCCUUUGGGCAACACACAAGCCUCCACCACCCUCAGCGUCCUAGUUGAGCCGAAGGUGUACAUAUCCGCCGGUUCCGCGGCUCUCUUAGACGGAGGAAACACGACCACCGUGGCUACUUGCAUUGCCGAGCGGGCCCGUCCCCCGGCUGAAGUCUCCUGGGAGUCAACUCUGUACGGAACAUCAGAGAAGCACGUGCAAGACGAUGGCAAUGGCACCACAACCACACAGGUGCAUUACACAUGGGAGCCCACGCGCCACGCCCAGGGUCACACCCUCACCUGUGUGGUGAGACACCCGGCCCUGUCGAGUGAAUUCAGGAUGCCUUAUGUCAUCAACGUUCAGUUUGCUCCGGACAUCCUGCUGUCAGGCUACGACGGGGACUGGUAUGUGGGGAGGGAGAAUGUCCAGCUGAAGUGCCAAGUCAAAGCUAAUCCACCAGCACACCACUUCAGAUGGAUCAGGCUGGAUGGGGAGAUGCCAGCUGGAGUGGAGGUGGUGAACAAUUCCUUGACGUUCCUGAGACCGCUGCAGAGGAACGACACGGGAGUGUACAGGUGUGAGGUGGAAAACAACAUCGGUGUGCGUACUCGCGACCUCACGAUCCGCAUCCAAGAUCCUCCUUCCACCACCACUAUGCCUCCCACCACCCUUGUGCUUCUUCCUAAUGCCGACAUCUCUGUCACAGCACCUGGCAAUAAGCAGCGGGCCCUCUUCACCUCCCCGACCCUGGCGCCACUGCACGAAAGCAACCUGGGCACCAUUGUGGGUGGGGCGGUAGGUGGAGCUCUUUUCCUGCUGCUGCUUUUGGUUCUUGGUGGAGUUUACUAUCAGCGGCGGCGACGCACCUUCCGUGGAGACUACUACACCAAGCAGUACCUGGGGCCUUCAGACAUGCAGAAAGCACCGCCGGCACCCCCACAUGAGCUUCACAUCUACAACGAGGGUGACCGGGCCAGUCCUGACACCAAGCUCAAAUCCUGCCACGACGUCAACGGCACCGUGGUCUCCGACAAAGACCGGGAGGAGUGGGGCGGCUUUGAUCGGGACAGGUCCCCAAAUGGUCGCAGUAGAGUUUUACGCGAGGCCAACGCUCAGCAAAACCUUCCGAACCAUCACAACCACAAUCAGCAGCAGAGCUACCAACCGAACCACCACCCAACCCCCCAACCCAACCACCAGAGCUUUCUCAGCACCCCACACAAGCACAGGAGCUCACUCCAGCCUGAAUCCCGCAGAUACCCUGGCCCUCAGGUGAUGGGGAACGGCUCCCCCUUCCUGCCGGAGGAAUGUUAUGACAGUGACUAUGUGUCACACACAGAUGGCUCCAUGAUCUCCCGCCGGGAGUGGUACGUCUAAGCGGCGGCGCUGCAGAAAGAGACUGCUCAUAACCCUCCGCAGAAGACAUCAGACUCCUAAAAGAACAUGAUGGUAGAAAUAGCAUAUGUACUGAAGAAAAAAGAGAAAUAGAAAAGCACCUCUUGCACCUUUUUUCAUGCUUCUACUGUUUUGGUGUGACCUGUCUUUUUUUUUUUUGGGGUUGGUGUAAUGGAUAUAUGGGUAGCAAAAAGCGAUAAAUACACCCUGAGUUACCAAUUUAUUAGAAAGAUCUACAUUUUCUCUGCACUUAUUGGGCAUUUUAUCAGGUCCACCUACUGUAGGGUCAAACAGAGGGUUUCUCCUAGUACAAAAAGCUUUUCAGAAGGCUAGAAUCCAAAGAAGCCUUUAUUCUAACAGGUAUAGAUACUGACCAUAGUCAGUCUAUAGCCGUGGACAGUUUCAGAAUUCUGUCAGUGAACAAACAAUCAUGUUCUAUUUGGUUUGUGGAUUUUGUUGACUAAAGCAAGUUUGCUCAGGCGUUAUCUGAUCAGUGGUGGUCGUUAUAUGGGCAUUGCUCAUUGAUUCAUAAGGGAUGAGCAGCUUUAGUCAGGUACUUUACACCAGUAAAAUGACCUGUUUGGAAGGUGAACCUCAUAAACUGGCCAAUUCUUGUAAAUACAGAUAACCUGUAAACAGGCAACUUCACGUAAAUGUAUAUAUAAAUAUAUACACACUCAGUGGUCACUGAUCUAACUUAAGAUUUUUGUGGUAAUGCCUAAAAAUAUCCUUUUUUUCCCUUAAGGACAGGUGAGUGUUUUAAACAGCACUAACAUGAUGAAGUAGGGAGCUUUCAGUAAUAUCAUAGUUAUAAUAGACACAGAAAUUAGCUCUUGUCAACAUUCUGCCAUCUGGCGUGGCUGCCAUGGCAACGCUUAAACGUCCCUCUCCUCGGGCAUUAAAUGGAGGGAGCUGUAGGAACAGUGUUAGACAGGGAGGUCUUGGCUCAGACUCACACAGAGAGACACACACCCUUUUAUACACAGAGAGCAAGGAGCUGUAGUGUAUUUAUGUACCAAAUCUUGAGUGUUCCAAUGUACAUGAUUUUUGAUCACAACACUGCCCAGUAGUGUUUAUCGUCGAUGUUUAUCAGCGUGACCCUCAGUUAAGAUUAUAUACAGUAAGUUCCUACAAAUGCUGUUCUUUUUAGUGCCUUGUUUUGUGUUUGGACAUGAUCUCAUCAGUUAGGGUUGUUGUUUCUGGAACAACAGUCAUACGAAUCGCUGGCCGCUGAUGUCAUGAGUCAGACCCUCGUUCUUCUCUUCCUCCGCUCCUGAGACUCCACCUUCACGGGAAAGCUCCACGUUUUCCAUUCACAAAUUUGGUCACAUAUUUUCAUGUUUAUCUGAAGGUGACCAUUUCGAUAUAAAGAAGCGCUAUAGUUUUAAGCUAGCUAACAUUAGCUGCACUGUUUAAAAAGUCCUAGUCUUAUGUCCUUUUUAUUAUGAAUCAGUAAAUCUAUAAAUACCACCACAGAUUUAAAAUUAGACAUAUGUAAAGAAUGGCUGUAGCUAUAUGUGGUCAGUGUUUCGAUAUUCACGUAAUAAGCGGUUUUCUGCCGUCCUUCUCUAUAUGGAAGCCAAAGAUUAUAUCUGAAGGGGGUUCUUUAAGAUGGCGGCUCAGGAGGAAAGGAGUAGAGAGUGGUGCGUUUGUGCAUGUGUGCUCACUGAUAACACCACAUGGCUCUGAUUGGCUUAAAAGAAUGUUGAUUCAGGAACAUGUCCUACUUGAGUGCAUGUGCAGUGUGUGUAAAUACACUUAAUUGGUGUUAAACCUUUACAGUAUGUUUUCAGUAAUGGGUCAGUUCUCGGUCUGGGAAUGUGACAGCAUACAGUACAAACGUUUCUGAGAUUCCCAACAUUGUAGUGCCACGUUAGUCCUUAUUUAGGCAAAUAUGAGUUUUGCUGAGUAAUAAUGAUCAGUCAUGUGUAUCAUGACUGUGUCCAGGUCAGGGAGAUGAGAGCAGUGCCUUAUUGUGAAAAUGUAGUUGAUUACAGUGGCAUUCUAAAGGCUUGUCAUUCUAAAGAUCUGCCUGUGAAUGUACGAGUUUCUGCUUUGUGAGUGUUGAAAAGGGUGACCAGUGCAGGUCGUUAAUGAGCCACCUGUAUGGUCCUGGUCCAGUUCUUCCAUUUGCCUUUGCCACUUUAGAAGACCGUUGUCUAUUUGUGCCAUUACUUGUAUUUUCUUUUCUUUUUUUCUUAAUGGUCAGACAUUAGCAUAUUUUGCUCACAGACGUAUGACAUUUGUGACACUUGAGUUGCAAUGCAAAAAAAAAAAAAAAAAACUGAAAAACUGGGAACUUUGUUGAAAGGUGGUAUUGAAUAAUUAGUAUGUUUAUAGUGGAAAGGGGAAAAAGAGGUUAGGCAAAUUAAAUGAAUAAAUAAAUAAAUAAAUAAAUCGUUUGUUCUGUAUAUAUGUUUUCUCCUGUAUAAAGACUGAGACGUGAUGAUGGAGCACCCCAGAACAUGCCUACCACUUCACUUUACGUUUACGAUGAAAUAUGUUCAGGAUUACUCAACCACUUCGCUCUUCUCCACCGAUUUCUUUUUUCCUUUUCUUUUUCUACAAAGAUAUUGUUGAAAAGACCUGUCAUAAUGUAGUAUGGAAGAGCUGUAUGGAAAUUUUGUAAAAUUAAUGUUUGGGAUAGUUUUUGUUUCGAAAUAAAGCACCUUUUUCUUUGCUUUCUUGACA